Exophiala bonariae is the source of this 375-nucleotide messenger RNA. RefSeq lists its product as uncharacterized. Bases 1 to 375 code for a protein of 124 amino acids. Gene Ontology annotation, cellular component: transcription elongation factor complex. Gene Ontology annotation, molecular function: RNA polymerase II complex binding. Gene Ontology annotation, biological process: transcription elongation by RNA polymerase II. NCBI's taxonomy places the organism in Eukaryota, Fungi, Ascomycota, Eurotiomycetes, Chaetothyriales, Herpotrichiellaceae. The transcript is spliced from 3 exons. The record is from RefSeq and is a predicted model, not a curated record.
AUGGGUAAACGAAAAGGAAGUUCGAAGAAACCGGCUGGACCGAAGAGGCGAGAACCCCUUGCGACAACGUUCACCUGCCUGUUCUGCAACCACGAGAAGGCGAUCCAAGUGAAACUCGACAAGAAGGCCGGCGUGGGCAACCUACACUGCAAGGUCUGCGGCCAGCGGUUCCAGACGGGAAUCAACUAUCUCUCCGCCGCGGUCGAUGUCUACUCGGACUGGAUCGACGCCUGUGAGAACGUCGCACAGGAAGCUGCCGCAGAGGAGGCAGCAGACAAGAACUUCAGCGACUACGCGACGGCGAAAUCGGUGAGGAAGACUGUCGCGGGCGGCGGGGAUGAGGAGGACGACGGCGCAUAUGACGAGGAAUACUGA